Molecule: messenger RNA, 2249 nt
Organism: Lactuca virosa
Lineage: Eukaryota; Viridiplantae; Streptophyta; Magnoliopsida; Asterales; Asteraceae
Source: the annotation of a GenBank genome assembly
CAACUAUCUCUCGAGUCUUGACUGCUUCCGACUAAUUUUAGAGAACAUUCCAUAGUGGUUGUUUGAAAGACUUUUCAUUGAAUUUCAACUGGGUUGGCGACCCUAUGUAUUCAAGCAUGAUCAGCUUAGUCAAACUUUCUUUAAUUUCUACAAGCAAAAAUGAUGUAUGUAGAACUGACUUUACCGUUCUACAUAAUCCAGAACCCCACUAACUAAGAACGAAACGAAAAUUCCAUCCGCUCCUCUUCGUUUUCACGGUGAAAGAGAUCCAACACAAGAUGUACAAAACAUCACUCCUAAUUGCUUCAAUCACAUUUUUACUACUUAUGUCAAGCUCAAAUGGGGAUGCGAGAACACAAGUCAUCAAGUUGUUUUGUGACGAACAAAUCCAUGAGGAUGACACGUACUUCGUCCCAAAAUUAUGUCCAAGCAAUGGAAAUAGUCAGCACCCAAAUGCGAACAUCACACAACGCAACCGUAGAAGUGGGCACGGGACCCAACACAAAUUACGUACUCUUCCAAUGCUACGACGAUCUUUCUUCACAAGAUUGUGUGUUAUGUUAUGCGGAAACUCGUACUGUAUUUCCAAGUUGCUAUCCACGUAAUGGGGCUCGAAUAUAUCUCGACGGUUGUUUUAUGCGCCUUCUAAAUUAUAGCUUUUAUGAAGAGUAUACGGGAUCUUAUGACACAAUUGUUUGUGGGAAUAUAACGGGGGAGAGUGUAGAGUUUCAAAAUUCGACGAAACAGGCAGUGUUGAAUGUGGUAGCAGAUGCAUUGAGUAAUGAUGAGUAUUUUGGUAGAGGAGAGGUGGCGGCGGCGCGCGGUAAUAUGUCGGUUUAUGUGAUGGCGAAAUGUUGGACGACUUUGAGUCUAGGGGAUUGUAGGAAGUGUUUAGAGAAUGCGUCUGAUGUGAUAUCGAAAUGUUUGCCAUGGUCGGAGGGUAGGGCGUUGAAUACGGGGUGUUUUAUGAGGUAUUCCAAUAAGGAUUUUCUAAAUCCUCUACCGUUGACAAGUGGCUCGAAAAGUAAAGGGAAGACGGUAGCGAUUAUUAUUUCCAUUAUUAGUUCUGUGGUGGUUUUGGUUGUUACUUUGACAAUUGCUUUAUACAUCAGAAGACGCAGAUAUAUACAACAUAGGAGAAGAGGCUCUUAUGAUGCCGAGAAAUUGGCAAAGAUUCUUACUGAUAGUAGCUUAAACUUCAAAUACUCCACUAUUGAGAAAGCCACAACAAAUUGGGAUGAGUCCAAGAAGCUUGGACAAGGAGGAUUUGGAACCGUCUACAAGGGAGUACUUUCAGAUGGACGAGAAAUAGCUGUGAAGAGGCUCUAUGUCAACAACAAACUCAGGGCAGCUGAUUUCUACAACGAAGUAAACAUAAUUAGUAGUGUUGAACAUAAAAACCUUGUCAGGCUUUUAGGAUGCAGUUGUUCAGGACCCGAAAGCAUUCUUAUAUACGAAUAUGUUCCCAACAUGAGCCUCGACCUCUUUAUUUUUGAUGCAAUAAAAGGAAAGAAACUAAACUGGGAGAAGAGAUCUUUUCAAGAUGAUAAAAGUCACAUCAGUACGGCCAUAGCAGGAACACUUGGAUAUAUGGCUCCGGAGUAUCUAGCCUAUGGUCAGUUAACAGAAAAGGUAGACGUCUAUAGCUUUGGUAUUUUACUUCUGGAAAUAAUCACAGGAAUGGAAAACAACAAAAGCAAUGCACUAGAAUAUACAGACAAUCUAGUCUCUACCGCAUGGGAGCUCUUCCAGAAAGGUACAGUGGAGCAAAUCUUUGACCCGAACCUCUCGAUGGAUGUUCACCCAAACACCAUUUUCAAGAAAGUCGCUAUAAAAGUGGUACAUGUAGGACUUCUUUGCACCCAAGAAGCUCCAUCUUUAAGGCCAACAAUGUCAACUAUACUUAAAAUGUUGGCAAAAGAUGAUGAACAUUUACCCCUCCCUUCUAAUCCUCCUUUCGCAGACGAAAAAACCAUGGAACUCAACAACAUUACACAAAAGUUGCUUCAUGAUCAUGAGGGAGAAAGCUCUUAUUCGGUUGCUACAGUUUCUCAUAGUGAGUUCUAUCCGAGGUAAGGAUGAUCUAUUUUUGAUAAUGAGGUCAUUUAUGUCAUUUGUGUAGACAAAAUAUCAAGAACGAGUCAUGUACUCACGCCCCACCUUCAGUUUAAAGCAAGACAAACACAGUACAACAUGUUCUGUCAUAUGUCAAGAUGUCAGUGUGGGUCAGUAUGAAAUCACUACUACGG